CAACCCUCUAAUAUUUUCUCGUUCUUUUCUCUUUGCCUCUAGAUUUCUGCAGAUCUAUUACUCAUGUCUUCUUCUUCGCCGAUUCUGUUAGCUGAAUCAAUCAGGUCGUCCGACGAUCUACCUAAUGAGGUUGGAUUCAGGGAGGAAUAAUCUUUCGAAUCCUUGUGGCUAUGAGAAUCAACAGCCUUCUUUGGAGAUCGGUCUGCUCAGGGAAGAUGCUGAUGAGCUUUGUAAUAUAUGGUGUAUCGGGAUGAUCCAUGGAGGCUUUUGGUAUCUCUGAUAUGUUGUUGUGGUAAUCUGUUUAGUGGAUGUGUAAGAUGUCAGGACAAAAUGGCCUAAUUCAGGGGGCUGAGUCCUGUUCUAUCUUUGUCAUCCCGACCUUUGCCAUGACAGGUGCGCUUGCAUGGCAGGUCACCAUAUCUUAAUAAAAUUUAUCUUUUUUGGGUUUGGGGGGAGAUCGCAUGGGGUUUUGCCCAGGUUCUCCCCUCUGGUGUGCCGUGUCCUGCUCCCUUACUUUUUUAUUUUCGUUUUACUUUCACACUAUACCUGCUACCAUUGGCUCCCGUGAUUCCGGUCUACCAUUGAAGAUGGAUAUAUGACUACGUCACUUGAUUUGAUUUACAUCGUCGGAAUACCUCAUGAUCACCAAGAUAAUAGGUCAACUCUGAUCUACGACGCUCAGGUAUUCUUUCCAUAUUUUAUAGGUUUUAGCUUUCAGUUCAUUUUGCUAAAUUCAUAGAAGUACCCCAAAUAUGAUCUAUAAUCACUAGUAAAUUUACAAACAACAUUUAACAUGGUUAUAAAUUUGAUUUUCCUAA
Rubroshorea leprosula is the source of this 818-nucleotide messenger RNA. The record is from the annotation of a GenBank genome assembly. Lineage: Eukaryota; Viridiplantae; Streptophyta; Magnoliopsida; Malvales; Dipterocarpaceae.